AUGGACCCCGCACAGGAGCCGCUCGCCGGAGGCGGUGGCCUCCAGCGCCGCGCCGCGGCCGCCUCGAGGAGCGGAGGGGGGCCACAGGAGCCGCCUCCGCGCGGGCAGCGUCCCAUCCACCCGGACGUCGACCCGCCGCCGCGGCCGUGGCCCUGGAUGCAGAAGCUGGCCAUCGUCGCCAUCGUCGCACUCGGGUGCCUCCAGUUUCUCCCGGCCACGCACCUCCGGGACCCCAACGACCCCCAGCGCAACUGGAUUCGCAUUGACGGCUCGCGAAAUCCAACGGGUUCUUUAAAUUAUGUUGGAAGUGUAGAUGUCUUCUCUUGGAUAAGCUGUCUGGAUCUUCGCACUCUCGCUGUGCUGACAAAUUCCACUCUGUCCAGCUCCAGUGAUCCACAAAAUAUAUCUUUCCAUUUCUUAAUACCUGAAGGAGGCAACGAUAAAUCGUCCUACCACAAGCUAAAAGUCUUGCUACCUGAUUCAGAUCUCACUGUUACUAGUCAGAAGCAAAUCAAGCACAAGCUAAAUGUUGCCACUCCAGAAGGAAACUUUCUUUGGUUAUUCCACAUGGAAUUGUCACCCUUUCUUAUUGCAAAAUCUCAGUUGUCCAAAAAGAGAUAUGUUUAUAUCGCUGCAGACUCCAUCAUAAAGGGUAAAGUAGAAGAUCUUGGUCGCAUGGACUUAGGCAGUUAUGCCAUCGGUGCUGGCGUAGAUUGCAGCAAACGUCUCAAUGAUUAUAUCAGUAUGGAUGUUCUUAGUGCCAUACAAAGAGCAGGAGCUGCACAAAGUUGGGUGCCAAAAGAACCUUAUAACAAGGAUGCAUGCCUACUUGAUUUUGAUGUGCUCUUGAUAGAGCCUCGUAAGCUGGAGAAAAACCUGGUUGCUUCCAUCAUGUGGUGGGUUAAUGCCAUUAAUUUAGCCAAUCAAAGGGACCAGAUUAGGUUGGCCGUAACUCUGGCCUUCAAUGAUAAGUACACGAAGCUCCCUUCAAACUGGAAGCGCACAGAUGGUAACACUGAUAUCCUCAACUUUGAUGGACCCAAGAAUGUUUGUUCUGAAGAUGGACGUCAGCGUGAGCAAUCAGGCUACGGUGCAACCUGGCAGCAAUACCUAAACCAGAAAUUUGAAGCCAUACUGAACACCUAA
Messenger RNA from Miscanthus lutarioriparius, 1146 nucleotides. NCBI's taxonomy places the organism in Eukaryota, Viridiplantae, Streptophyta, Magnoliopsida, Poales, Poaceae. The record is from the annotation of a GenBank genome assembly.